Mangifera indica (mango) is the source of this 845-nucleotide messenger RNA. RefSeq names its product cytochrome b-c1 complex subunit 7-2, mitochondrial. The coding region runs from base 217 to 585 and encodes 122 amino acids. The transcript is spliced from 4 exons. The record is from RefSeq and is a predicted model, not a curated record. Lineage: Eukaryota; Viridiplantae; Streptophyta; Magnoliopsida; Sapindales; Anacardiaceae. Gene Ontology annotation, biological process: mitochondrial electron transport, ubiquinol to cytochrome c.
UUUUGGAAAUUAGAGUAAAGGAAGGGCCAGCUAUGAACACAAUGAAAAAUUUUGUAGCCCAAUUUCAGAAAAUAUAAAGCCCACUAGGUCUGCUUGAGAAACGGCGCCGUUUCCGGGAAGCAACGGUUUCGCUUAGAAGAAUUCUCUAGAACGAGGGUUAUUGAGAAACAGGUAGACAAGUCCGGUCCAGAGAGCAGGUCGCAAAGCGAGAGAAAGAUGUCGUCGUUUUUGCAGUCUUUUCUUGAUCCAAGGAAGAACUGGUUCGCAGCACAGCACAUGAAAACCCUCUCUAAACGACUUCGUAAAUACGGGCUGCGGUACGAUGAUCUCUACGAUCCUCACUACGAUCUGGACAUUAAGGAGGCGCUGAGGCGGUUGCCGAAAGAGGUCGUCGACGCUCGUCACCAGCGUCUCAAGCGUGCCAUGGACCUUUCCAUGAAACACGAGUACCUUCCUGAAGAUCUUCAGGCCAUGCAAACUCCAUUUAGGAGCUAUCUUCAAGAUAUGCUGGCCCUUGUUAAAAGGGAGAGAGCAGAACGUGAGGCUUUGGGAGCAUUGCCUCUCUACCAGCGCACAAUUCCUUAAGCAUCUUAGUGUGUCACAUAGCUAUAACUAUCUGAGUGGUAUUUUAAAUGAAUAUCAGAAUUCAGUUUCAAUCAUUUGUGCCAGUGUUUCGUUAGAGAUACUGAUUCGUUGUGAUUCACUGGCCUUUUUCCAAUAAGUAUGAACAACCAAACUUAUGGCUUCUAUUAAAUGUUCCCUUCCGGUAUAAUUUCUCUAUAUGCUGUGUUGAAUUUGUAGACUUUAAAAGCUUAUAAAAAUUGAUGUCAAGAUUUAUAUCUUUA